Dryobates pubescens (Downy woodpecker) is the source of this 1970-nucleotide messenger RNA. RefSeq names its product nudix hydrolase 14 (gene NUDT14). Gene Ontology annotation, biological process: ribose phosphate metabolic process; nucleoside phosphate metabolic process. Gene Ontology annotation, molecular function: UDP-sugar diphosphatase activity; metal ion binding. The coding region runs from base 114 to 782 and encodes 222 amino acids. The record is from RefSeq and is a predicted model, not a curated record. Lineage: Eukaryota; Metazoa; Chordata; Aves; Piciformes; Picidae. The transcript has 5 exons.
CCGGCUGUCUUCGGCCCUGCCCGCCGCCCUUCGGCCCAGCCGCCAGCGGCUGCGCACUCCUCUCCCCUUCUUCCCCUUCCUCCUCCUCCUGGCGGCCGCUGCCCACAGCAGGGAUGGAGGCCAUCGAAGAGCUGGAGCUCAAACCCUGCACCUCCUCCCUCUACCUGCGGCCUUUCCGGCUCUGUUACCGGCAGAAUGGCACUAAGAAGUUCUGGGAUUUUAUGAGGACACAUGACAGUGUGUCAAUCCUGAUCUUUAAUACUUCCCGGCAGUGCUUUGUUGUGGUGAAGCAGUUCCGCCCAGCUGUUUACAUGUGUGAAGUAGGAAGGUGUCAUCCUCAAGUCUUUCAGAAUCAGGGCAAGGAGAGCUCCUCUCAUCUAGAGGAUCCCUUACCUGCUGUGGUGGGAGUGACCUAUGAACUCUGUGCUGGCAUUGUAGACAAGCCAGACCUGUCUUUAGAAGAAAUUGCAUGUGCAGAAGUCUUAGAAGAGUGUGGCUAUCAUGUUCCUGUUACAGACCUAAGGAGAAUCACUUCUUACAAGUCUGGAGUUGGUGUGGCGGGUUCUACGCAGACAUUAUUUUAUGCAGAAGUGACAGAUGAGAUGAGAACUGGUGAAGGAGGUGGCCAGCCUGAAGAAGGAGAGCUGAUUGAAGUUGUAGAAAUACCUUUAGAAGACUCCAUGAAGUUUGCUUAUGAUGAGACUCUCCCAAAGACGAUGGGUGUCAUCUUCAGCUUCAUGUGGUUUCAAAACAACAUAACACCCAAGCUACCAAAAAAGUAAAGCACACUGAUUUUAAGAAAACCUUUCCUAGGGGUUACGUGGAUACAAAACCCUGCAAAUCUGCCUGCUUUGAUCAACUCAACGUUUCACAGAGCAAAUCUUUCUUGAAAUAAAUUUGGAAGUAAAAUCUCAGUUAAAAUCCUGACCUAAUUUCCGUUGUUACCAAAACACUUACUGGUUUCACCGGAGCCAGGAUUUGCAUCUGAGAGGCAAAUGUUGACUUUUGCACAGAGGCUAAGUAAAUGUGUCCAGGUCUCCUUUCUCAAGGCACUGCUCUACCACUAUUUUGAAGAGUUGCUCAGGACUCGGAGCAGCUGCUGUAUGAGGCUGUCACUGCGGUCUGUCCACACUGGCAGCUGUGUAUUCACUGUAGUUUCUGAUCUCUUUUGGGGAAGACAGUAAACAUUAAUAGUCACAGAUACCCUAGCUGCAUUCCCCAGUUCUGCACAGCCUUCAGGGAGUAGACUCCUGUGUGGUGUGUAGCUCAUGUACAGAGAAAAUGUUUGCAUUUCUGAACAUGCAAACUUUAUUCCAUCAGCAAACAUGCCUGUAAAUCCUUCUGCUAAUGUGUUACUUUGACAAUAGACCAGCUGUAAGAUUAUGUGCUUCUGUUUGUUCCCACUAUAAUGCUGAGCAGCAGCUAUGGUGGUAGAGAGAUGAAUGAUGGAGGCUUCUACUGGAACACGUGCUGCUUUGGUUUAUGGGUAAUACUUGAUUAAUUAGACCAAACUUUGUCCUCUAGAGCAGGACUCAAGACUAAGUCUUACAAUUUGAUUCAGAGGUGACUAAUAGAAGUGAUUUUUCAGAGGCGUUCUGCAGUCUGUGUCCUUAUCACCCAAAUGGGAAGAAUGGGACUUAACCCUCAGAUAAUGCUCCUUGAAAUCUAAUGAUCAAAAGUGCUUUACUGAGAGAUUUAUCUUCAUUUGUGCAGUGUAGAUUGAAGCCCAUACAGCCUGCAGAGACACAGGGAGCAACACCAUUUGAUUUACUGAAGUGGUCUAAUCAGACCGUAUGCCUCUUGUUCUAUCAGUGUAAUUUACAUGUGGACUCUGUCAUGUGGAACUGUUAAGAGCAUGAACGGAAGAGAAUUAGGUCUGGCAAUUUAAUUGUGCACUGGUUUCUGUUAUUCACUGAUUUAAUGGUAAUUAACAUGCCUUCAUUAUAUAUUCCAGGAUUGCUGAGGUGCUA